Messenger RNA from Ostrinia furnacalis (Asian corn borer), 2682 nucleotides. Its product is annotated as nose resistant to fluoxetine protein 6-like. NCBI's taxonomy places the organism in Eukaryota, Metazoa, Arthropoda, Insecta, Lepidoptera, Crambidae. The transcript is spliced from 9 exons. Gene Ontology annotation, molecular function: acyltransferase activity, transferring groups other than amino-acyl groups. The record is from RefSeq and is a predicted model, not a curated record. Bases 84 to 1481 code for a protein of 465 amino acids.
UCUUUAUUUACAGGGUGAUCACUGCAAUUCUAGUGAUAUUGGGCCACACGCCCAUCCCGCUUCUGAUCGCAUCUGAAAACCCCAUGUGGAUAGAAAAAGCCUACGACUACCCGCCGAUGCACGUCCUGCUGCAAGGUCACCUCAUCACGCUGACCUUCUUCCUCAUCUCCGGCUUCCUGCUCGCCUACAACUUCCAGCUGAUAGCCGAGAAGACAAAGUUCACAUGGAAACUUCUCCCGAGGGCCAUCUUGAACAGAUUUUUGAGAGUGACACCAAUAUGCAUCAUGGCGCUCUUGCUCACCGCCACUUUGAUGAGGCACACCACACAAGGACCAUUUUGGGAGGAGAUCAUAGGAUGGGAGGUGCGAGACUGCCGCAACUACUGGUUCUACAACUUGUUCUACUUGAACAACUACAUCGACCACUCGCAGUGCAUUCUCCAGACAUGGUACCUGGCGUGCGACAUGCACCUGCACAUCAUCGGCAUGGCCGUGAUCGUGCUGUCGCCCAGCACCAGGGUGCGCUGGUGGGUCAUGGGUGCGCUCUACGUCAUCGGCACGCUCUGGCCGGCAUACCACAUCUACUCCAUGGACCUGGACGCCACACUACUCGCCAACCCCUCCACGAUGACUUCGUUCUUCAUCUCGAACCCGACGUUCAACUACAUCUACAAGCGCACGCACGGCAACAUGCCCACUUUCAUCACGGGCAUGGCUCUCGGCUACCUGGUCUACGACUGGCAGAAGAAGAACAUCUUCUCAAAGGACUUGUCGAGAUACCGCAAGUUCUACUUGCUGCUGUUCCCUCUCCUGCUGCUGGUGACGACGUCGGCGGGCAUGCUGUACUGCGGCAACCGGCCGCGCGCGCCGGUGUGGGCGCGCCUGCUGUUCGCGCCCAUCGUCAAGCCGAUGUUCGUGGCCUGCGUGUCUCUGACGCUGCUGGGCGCCAUGUUCAAGAUUGACAGGAUAUACCGACAGUCGCUGGUGUGGAGACCCUGGACGCCGCUGGCCCGCAUAAGCUACUGCAUCUUCUCCUUCCACGUGAUGGUGCUGAGGUUCCUUGGAGGCACCAGAACCACUCUGAACUACCUCUCGUACUCCCACACGACGCACGACUACAUCGGGGUCACAAUCCUGACGAUCAUAAUGGCGACGGUAUGCUACCUGCUCGUGGAGGCUCCGUUCGCUCAGUUGGUGAGGAUAUUGUUGUCCUCGAAGCCACGACAGAAAGCCGCGGUCAAUGGUGCCAACGCAAACGAAGCUGUAGGAAAUGGAGCUGCAGCAAAUGGAAUUGCAGGAAACGGUACUGUCUCAAAUGGAACAGUAGAGGCAGUUGUAAAGAACGGUACGGCAAAUGGAACGGCAGUUAACGGAAUUUCAGCCAAUGGAACUACGCUUAAUGGUACUUCAUUCAAUGGGUCAGCACUGAAUGGCCACGCUUUGACAGAACAAGUAACAACGGGUAAAGAUAAAGAUGCGUAGAUGUUACUAGUAUUAAAGGUAGCAAUUGGCGCAAUUGCAAAGGCAUGUAAAAUAAAGAUAACUACAAAUUUUGUUAUAUUAUAUAGCAGUGGAUGUAAGAUUUCGUCUAGAGUUAUAUUAUCAUGGUUUUUGUCAACGAUACUGAUUUUUGUAUACUUAGUGAUAGUAAUGAUACGCGCAGUACUGCAAGGCUCCAUAAAUAAGUAUAAAUACUGUUAGGCAUUCCAGAAAAUGGCUGUAUGAUCAAAUAUUUCAUAGUUUAAGCUAUGGGUGGAAGUAUAAAUGGAAAUGUUAGCUAAUUAAUAAAUACUAUUAUACAUCUAGACAACGUAGAAAUCAUUUUGUUAUCAAGAUCGAUUCGAUAUAGAAUUCUGCGAAGGUAUUUCGUUAUUAGAAAGCAUCGCAGCGAAACUAUUACAUAACGAAUCCAUAUUAAAUAAUAAUGUGAUUAUCUAGAACUAGAUUGUAGGCACUUGCCUAAAAUAUUGUUGCCAUUAAUUUAAUUUAGGUUUAUGUUUUAUACAUGCCAAUCGGAACGUUAGAAUUAGGAGCCGAAACUAGGGAAUAAAUGCAAUAUGUAAAAAACCAGGAAGUCUUUUGAAUGUUUUCGUAUUAAUUCAAUCGUUAGUCUAAACGUACGACCCGGUCAAGUUAACUGCGCACUUGGCAGCCGUGACGUCACAUCGACGCUCUAGUAUAGGGCGAACGCGGGGAGGUGUGCGGGUAGGUGGGAGGGAGAGUCGCAUUCCAGCGAGGUGCGCUUAGCUCGAUCGGCUUGUAGUAUGAUAACAACGAGCACAAAUUUACUAAAUAUGAGAUACACACUGUCAAAACGCAAUGCCAUAGAUAAAAUAUCAUUCUUCCGAUUACUUGUCAGUUUGUCACCCUACCGUAAUCGAAAGGCCUCCUAGCCCCCGGAUCUCAAAUGUUGACCUUAUUCAAAAUAUCACAACUUUCAAAAUAUUGAAACUGCACUUCGCAUGUUUCUGCCAAUUCUGCCAACUCUUUUGAGGAGUGAUGUCGUAAAAAUUGCCGCAUCGUAUAGAUCCUUUACUCUAAAGCACCUAGUCAAGGCAUAAUUGUAUAACUGUGAUGAGUAUUUUGUGAUGUAUCAAUGUUGUCGUUUGGACGUUUAAUGAAUGUAAUUUUAUUAGUUGUUAUAAAUAAGGUGGCUGUAAUAAUAAAUUAUUUUCACGUUUUU